AUGUGGACGACGUGGCCGCGUACUAGGCGUAAGUGUUGGGGCUCAGGCUCGUCGCGCGGCGGACACGAGGCUCGUGGUAGCCGCGACGGCUUUCGUUUCAUCUAUUCGGUGGUGCUGGCGGCCUGCAUGGCGGCGCAGGAAGCCAGGAGCGCGAAAUGCCCACCCCCAGACACGAUACCCGGCUGCCCUUGCUACAAUUUCGAGGACGGUCUGUUCCUGGAAUGCGCCGGGGCCACCGAGGAGUCCCUCAGGAGUGCUUUGUCCGGCGUGAUACACGCCGCCGAGGGUGAAGGAGCCGUAGUUCAAUCGCUGAGCGUUUACGAGUUAGACAGAAAGGUGGAGGAGCUUCGAUCGGCCGCGUUUCCGCCUGGCUCUCAGAUCAGGCAUUUGCAGAUAUCGCAUUCGGCGAUCCGCGAGAUCAGCGAGGAUGCCUUCAGGCGACUGAGCAAGAGCCUGGAAUCCUUAGCGUUGGUAUCGGGUCGACUGCCUCACGUGCCGCAAAAGGCGAUGGCGACCCUGAGUUCUCUGAAAGCGUUGGACCUGGAGGCGAAUCUCGUUCACGAGCUUCCCAGUUAUAGCUUCUACGGACUGUCUCUGAUCAAGCUGAACUUGAAAGGCAAUCAGAUAAUAAAAAUAUCGGAGUACGCGUUCGCUGGACUCGAGGACACCCUGACGGACCUGGACAUAGCUGAGAAUAAAAUAAGGGUGUUUCCAAUGACGUCGUUGAGGAGACUAGAGCACCUGACGUCUCUGAGGCUUGCCUGGAACGAGGUGGCUGAGCUACCGGAGGACGGCUACUCCAGACUAGACGCUCUGAAUUUCCUCGAUCUAAGCAGCAACAACUUCAAGAAGAUCCCGCUAAACUGUUUCCGGUGCUGUCCGUCGCUAAAGACGCUGUCCCUCUACUACAACGCGGUCGAGUUCGUCGACAAGGACGCCUUUAUAUCGUUGAUCGAUCUCGAGUCCAUCGAUCUCAGCCACAACAAGAUCGUGUCUCUGGACGUGUCCACCUUCAGAGCAAACCAGAGGCUCAGGUCAAUCGAUAUGAGCCACAAUCAUAUUCACUACAUUCGCGGCGUGUUCUCGAAGCUACCCGAACUGAAGGAGUUGUUCCUGGCGGAGAACAACAUCCUGGAAAUACCGGCAGAGACGUUCGCGGGUAGUACAAGCCUAUCGGUGGUCUAUCUUCAGCAGAACGCGAUCAGGAAGAUCGACGCAAGAGGGUUGGCGACGUUGAACCAGCUCGCGCAGCUGCAUCUCAGCGGAAACUACAUCGAGAAAGUGCCGCGAGACUUUCUCGAACAUUGCGAGAACCUCUCCACCCUGUCCUUGGACGGGAACAACAUUCGGGAGCUGGAGGUGGGCACGUUCGCUAAAGCAAAGUCGCUGAGGGAGCUUCGGCUCCAGGACAAUCAGAUUACCGAAGUGAAGAGGGGCGUGUUCGCCCCUCUGCCGUCGCUGUUGGAGCUGCAUUUGCAAAAUAACGCGAUAACGGAUAUGGAAACCGGCGCCCUGAGAUCCCUCCACAGUCUCCAACACGUGAACCUUCAAGGCAAUCUCCUGGCGGUGCUGGGUGAUGUGUUCCAAGUGUCGAACGACAUGGGCCAAAACGGGAACAGCGGUAGCUCUCUUGUCUCCAUUCAGUUGGACAACAACGGCCUGGGCGUGUUGCACAAUGACUCUUUAAGGGGUCAAGCUUCCGUCAGAAUCAUGUGGCUUGGACACAACAGAUUAACCCGCCUCCAGGCGCCUUUGUUCCGGGACCUGUUGCUAGUCGAGCGAUUAUAUCUAACGAACAACUCCAUCUCGCGGAUCGAGGACACCGCCUUUCAGCCGAUGCAGGCGCUUAAAUUUCUCGAGCUCAGCAUGAAUCGAUUGAGCCACGUGACAGUGAGAACUUUCUCGGAACUGCGCGAGCUCGAGGAACUCUACCUGCAGGACAAUGGUCUUCGACGCUUGGACGCCUACGCCCUGACCGCUCUCAAGCGGCUUCGCGUGCUGGAUCUGGCUAAUAAUCAUCUGAACGUGUUGCACGACAAAAUCUUCCAAGAGGGCCUACCGAUCAGGACGCUGAACCUGAAGAACUGUACCGUCAGCGUGAUAGAGAACGGAGCCUUCAGAGGGCUAAACAAUCUUUACGAACUGAACCUCGAGCACAAUCAUCUCACUGCCACAGCGUUAAAUCGUUUGGAUAUUCCAGGAUUGAGGGUCUUGAGGAUAUCCUACAACAAUUUCAGCCAGAUCAACGGAAACUCUUUGGACGGACUCCCGUCUCUUCAGCAUCUGGCUAUGGACUCGACUCAGCUCUACACCCUGUCGCCGGAUAUAUUCGCGAAGAACAAGAAUCUGGGGAAACUGUUGCUAAGCAACAACCUGCUGCGGAAGCUGCCCAGCCUUUUGUUCCUUGGUCUAGAUUCGCUGAAAGAAGUGAAGCUCGACGGCAAUAGAUUCGAGAAUAUCCCGUACGACGCGUUCGCAAACACCACCACGGUCGAGUUCCUAUCGCUAGCUAACAAUGGAAUCGAAAACGUGGACGUAUCGCGGCUAAACGGAUUAGUCAGUCUGCGAGAACUCGAUUUGCGAGGUAAUUCGAUCAAGGGCCUGACCGGUUUCGCCGACGUGAACCUAUCCCGCCUGAUAUCCGUGGACCUUAGUCACAAUAAACUGACCGGCUUGCCAGCGAACUUCUUCAUCCGUUCGAACUUGCUGCGCAAGGUCGAACUGGCCGCCAACAACUUCGUUCAAAUACCUGCAGUCGCCCUGUCCGCUCAAAAUAUCCCCAGCCUAGCCUGGCUGAACGUCACGGCCAAUCCUCUACUCAGGAUACACGAUAUCAGUUCCGAGGCGAGGUAUCCGGCCCUCCAGGAGAUACACAUAUCGGGAACGAAUCUGACGAUCGUCACCAGCCAGGACUUCGAAGCGUUCCCAGCUCUGAUGCACCUCUUCAUGGGCAACAACAUGAUCUCGCGAGUGUCGCCAAGCGCUUUCCGAAGUUUGCUCGAACUGUUGACCCUAGACCUAAGCGUGAACAAGCUGGAGCUCUUACCCCAGGAAAGGUUGAAGGGCCUGGAGCACCUUAGAUUGCUCAAUCUGACGCACAAUCGGCUGAAAGAGCUCGAAGACUUCCCCCCGGACCUGAAAGCUCUGCAGGUGCUGGAUCUAUCGUACAAUCAGAUCAGCGGAGUUGGUAAAAGCACGUUCCAGCAUUUGGAAAACUUGGACGAGCUUCAUCUCUACGGCAAUUGGAUAUCCUCCAUCUCCCCAGACGCGUUCAAACCCCUAAAGAAGCUGAGGAUCCUGGACCUGAGCAGGAAUUAUCUAGCCAGUUUACCGUUGAACGCUUUCCGACCCUUGGAGACGCAGAUCAGAAGCCUGCGUGCCGAAGAGAAUCCACUGCACUGCGACUGCGAGUCACAGGAGCUCUGGGAGUGGCUGCGCGACCAUCAGAAGCUAGUGGGAGGCGGUGUGGGCCAGAAUAGAGGAGGACUGCGGGUGAACGACGUGGACAGCGGAGUACUGAGGUGCGAACAGCCGCCUGAGUUGAGAGGACUGGUGUUCCUAGACCUGGACCCGCACGCUUUCUGUUCCGCGCCUCUAGUUCUGAAACUAGCCAUCCAGGACAUUCAACCCUUUUCCGUCCUGGUCUCCUGGCAGAGCAGGAAUCACUCGGGUAUCCGGGGCUACCAGGUGGCCUACCACGCAAUGGAGAACGUCGACGAGAUCCGAGCAAAGAUCCUAGAGCCAAACUCGCGUUCAACGAAACUAUCCAACCUGACACCCAACAGCCGCUAUCUGAUCUGUGUGUUCGGGCUGGGCAACUGGCUGGCCCAGCGCGUGGAGGAUGACACGGUGGAACAGUUCAACUUCUCCAAUCAUGAAACGUUCGAGUUGCCGUCGGAUAUGCAGAUGACGGAAACGUCGACGAGCCGUUGCACCGAAGUAAAGACUCUGGAGGCACCGGACGCUGUGAUCAGCAGCGACGGCUCGUCGAUGGGCGACGUUGGUAGCGUCAGCAGCUUCCUGACCAGACGCCUAGGCCUGAUAGUCGGCUGUUGCAUGGGAUUCGUGGUGUUCCUGCUCCUCGUGUCCGUCCUCGGUUACCUGAAGGUGAAGAAGCAAAGGGAGACCGUAAAGAGGGAGCAACCGAUUCCACCCGAGUACAUCUCCUACAGACACUUCAGCAUACAAAGCGGGGAGGCUGGCCACACCGCCAGACAGGCCAGCCAGGAGGGUCACAACUCGAAUUUCGUCAACAGCAUAGGGACCACCAACCUGAACGUAUGAGACAAGUCGAAAAACUCCCGACUCGUGGAGGUUUCGAAUGUUUGAGUACCUGGUACGGACUGGUUGCAGCCACUCCGAACCUGACGUCAAACACGAAACGCUCACGACUCGCGGCAGUUUUU
This is a messenger RNA of Colletes gigas, 4406 nucleotides long. Its product is annotated as protein artichoke-like. NCBI's taxonomy places the organism in Eukaryota, Metazoa, Arthropoda, Insecta, Hymenoptera, Colletidae. The record is from RefSeq and is a predicted model, not a curated record. Gene Ontology annotation, molecular function: protein binding. The transcript is spliced from 4 exons. The coding region runs from base 1 to 4284 and encodes 1427 amino acids.